AUGAAACUCACUGGACCGAAUAUUGGUGAUCCAGAAAGUAGGGCACGCCGGUCAGUUUGCAAACCUAGUGGGAAACUCUGCUAGCCUUUGAGAGAAACGAGAACCACAUAUCUAAAUUGAUCAUGGAAAACAAACAAAUUAUCAACUUUGGAGCUGGACCUGCAAAGUUACCAAAAUCUGUUUUGCUUCAAGCUCAGAAGGAGUUAACAAACUACAAUGGUAUUGGCAUCAGUGUCCUUGAGAUGAGCCACAGAUCUGCAGAUUUCACCAAGAUCAUCAACACCACUGAAAACCUGCUGAGGGAGCUUCUCAAGAUCCCAGACAACUACAAAGUGCUUUUUUUGCAAGGGGGCGGGUCUGGCCAGUUCAGUGCCGUCCCUCUUAACCUGAUUGGUCUGAAGGAGGAGAGGCGGGCUGAUUACAUAGUGACAGGAACCUGGUCGGCCAAAGCUGCCAAAGAAGCUGAGAAAUAUGGCAAGGUCAACGUGGUGCACCCCAAGCUUGACUCUUACACUAAGGUCCCAGACAGCAGCAGCUGGGCGGUGGACCCCGAGGCCUCCUACCUGUACUACUGCUGCAAUGAGACGGUGCACGGCGUGGAGUUCAACUUCACCCCGGAUCCCAAGGGGCCAGUGCUGGUCAGCGAUAUGUCCUCCAACUUCCUGUCCCGUCCCGUGGACGUGUCCAAGUUUGGGUUGAUCUAUGCUGGUGCACAGAAGAAUGUGGGGUGUGCAGGAGUUACGGUGGUGAUUGUGCGUGAGGAUCUUCUGGGGAAGGCUCUAAAGGAGUGUCCUAUCGUCCUGGACUACCAGGUGCAGGCUGGGAACAACUCUCUCUACAAUACCCCACCCUGCUUCAGUAUCUACAUCAUGGGCCUGGUUCUGGACUGGAUCAAGAACAACGGUGGAACGGAAGCCAUGGAAUGUCUCAACAAGCAGAAGUCCUCCCUCAUCUAUGACAUCAUUAGUACCUCCAAUGGCUUCUACUCGUGCCCUGUGGAUCCAGACUGUCGCAGUCGGAUGAAUGUGCCGUUCCGUGUGGGUAGCAGCCAGGGCGAUGAGGCUUUGGAGAAGAAGUUCCUUGAUGGAGCUGCAAAGCUUGGCAUGAUCUCUCUUAAGGGACACAGGUCAGUUGGAGGCAUUCGGGCAUCCUUGUAUAAUGCUGUGACUGUGGAGGAUGCACAGGCUCUUGCCAACUACAUGACUCGCUUCCUUCAGGAACACCAGUCAAGAUAGUCAGACAUCACGACCAACAGGAUGUCUUGUUUACCAGUGGCCUAUGCCAGUGACCAAUCAUGAACCAGAUUGUUUACAGUUAGAUUACUAACCUCAGAUGUUACAGUUGUCACAGUAUGCUGUUAAUACAACCUUAUAAUGCUUUGUAAUGUGCACAUUCUUAGGGGGGCUUGACCGUUUUCAUUGUCAGGCUGCUAUUGGAAUUGUAGUUGUUUGGAAAUAGAUACAGUUUGUGUCAUGUUCUCGCCUUAAUGUAUAUAGAUACAACUUUUUAUCUGUGUAUGAACUAUGAUGCUGACAUUCCAUUAAAAGUCCUAUUGUC
This is a messenger RNA of Sardina pilchardus (European sardine), 1557 nucleotides long. RefSeq names its product phosphoserine aminotransferase 1 (gene psat1). The coding region runs from base 123 to 1235 and encodes 370 amino acids. Gene Ontology annotation, biological process: L-serine biosynthetic process. Lineage: Eukaryota; Metazoa; Chordata; Actinopteri; Clupeiformes; Clupeidae. Gene Ontology annotation, cellular component: cytoplasm. The record is from RefSeq and is a predicted model, not a curated record. Gene Ontology annotation, molecular function: pyridoxal phosphate binding; O-phospho-L-serine:2-oxoglutarate transaminase activity. The transcript has 9 exons.